AUGUGCGGGUACCCCAUUUCCGUGGAGCUGGACACAGAGGUCAGCGUCUCGGUCAUGGCCGGGAAAGUCUUCAGGCGCACUUUCCCCGGCGUGUCCGUGGAGGCUUCGGGAGUGAUGCAGCGCAGCUCCAACGGGCAGCUCUCCCAGGUGCAGGGUCAGGCACAAGAGCUGCAGUGGUUACGGCGAGAGGGCAUCCUGGUGCCCGUCAAGAGGUCUGAAUGGACUGCUCCCAUCGUGCAAGUCCUCAAACGCGACGGAAGUGUCGGGAUCUGUAGGGAUUUCAAGGUUGCCAUCAACCCCGUCGAUACCAUCGAGAAGUACCCGUUGCCCCGGAUGGAAGAUCUUUUGUCGGCAUUGUCUCGUCAACAGAAUUUUUCCAAGCUCGACCUCAGAGAUGCUUACCAGCAGCGGGUGCUCCACGAUGCCUCCGGGAAGUGUCACAAUAUCGACAACUUUGGGGCUCUUCUAGCGUCUUUCUGA
Molecule: messenger RNA, 480 nt
Organism: Dermacentor andersoni
Lineage: Eukaryota; Metazoa; Arthropoda; Arachnida; Ixodida; Ixodidae
Source: RefSeq, a predicted model, not a curated record